UCCGAGAGAGAGAUGGCAGAAACCGCUCCAGCCCCGGCUGCUGCCGCCCCGGCCAAAGCGCCCAAGAAGAAGUCAGCUGCGAAAGCCAAGAAAGCAGGUCCAGGCGUCGGUGAGCUCAUCGUCAAAGCUGUGUCCGCAUCCAAGGAGAGGAGCGGCGUGUCCCUCGCCGCCCUGAAGAAAGCUAUCGCCGCCAGCGGCUACGACGUGGAGAAGAACAACUCCCGCGUUAAGAUCGCCAUCAAGAGCCUGGUGACUAAAGGCACCCUGGUGCAGGUCAAAGGGACCGGUGCUUCCGGCUCAUUCAAGCUCAACAAGCAGAAAGCCGAGACCAAGAAGAAGCCGGCCAAGAAAGCGGCUCCUAAAGCGAAGAAGCCCGCGGCCAAGAAACCCGCUGCUGCCAAGAAGCCCAAGAGCGCAGCGGCAAAGAAGCCCGCCGCGAAGAAAUCACCCAAGAAGGCCAAGAAACCCGCUGCCACAGCCGCUAAGAAGGCGACGAAGAGCCCCAAGAAGGCAAAGAAGCCAGCAGCCGCUAAGAAAGCAGCCAAGAGCCCCAAAAAGGCCAAGGCGGCUAAACCUAAGGCGGCAAAGCCUAAAGCCGCCAAGCCUAAAAAGGCAGCGCCCAAAAAGAAAUAAAGUAUUUACUGUUUCUCCUCAACGGCUCUUUUAAGAGCCACCCACCAACUCUGAAUAAAGAGCAAAACUCGUGUAUAUUAUAGAAAAAGCCAAGAUAUAAUGAUCUUUUAGACUACAUUC
Megalobrama amblycephala (Wuchang bream) is the source of this 753-nucleotide messenger RNA. RefSeq names its product histone H1-like. The record is from RefSeq and is a predicted model, not a curated record. Gene Ontology annotation, molecular function: structural constituent of chromatin; DNA binding. The transcript has a single exon. Gene Ontology annotation, biological process: nucleosome assembly. The coding region runs from base 13 to 633 and encodes 206 amino acids. NCBI's taxonomy places the organism in Eukaryota, Metazoa, Chordata, Actinopteri, Cypriniformes, Xenocyprididae. Gene Ontology annotation, cellular component: nucleosome.